Molecule: messenger RNA, 1965 nt
Organism: Metarhizium acridum CQMa 102
Lineage: Eukaryota; Fungi; Ascomycota; Sordariomycetes; Hypocreales; Clavicipitaceae
Cellular component (GO): mitochondrion
Source: RefSeq, a predicted model, not a curated record
AUGCCAUGGACGGGCCCGGGAACAAAGGGAUCUUCAGCGAGGAGAGUCAUUCUGCAAGCCUCGACUGGCGUGGCUGCCCUGAGUGCCGGGGCCUUUGUAGAGAUAUCGCAAACGGACAACAAUGGCACCGAACAAACGGGCGAAAACCGAAUGUUGGAGGUUUCCCGCGAGGAGAUGCGUAAAGCUGUUGGCGACCACGAAACGGGACUGCUGAGGGUGGCGCACAAGGCUGUCCUCUUCUUUGAUCUGUAUGUGUGGGAGCCGGUCUGCACGGGCUUUCGCUUUCUGCACCUCCUCGCCAUCUUCGUGCCCGUCAUAAUCACGGUUCCGGCCAUUUGGAUUGGUAAACGGCGCCCCGAGCGUGAUAACGAACGAAGCGGCACGCUUUGGUGGUACGAAUUUCUAGUCAAGGCGAUGGAACUCGCGGGCCCUGCCUUCAUCAAGCUGGGACAAUGGGCGGCAUCCCGAACAGACAUCUUCCCCAAUGAGAUGUGUGACACCAUGUCGAAGCUUCACUCCAAUGCGCCGGCACACUCCAUGCACGCAACUCGCAGGACCGUCUCGGCAGCAUUCGGUGGGCGCGAUUUUAACGACAUUUUUGAUGAAUUUGACGAGAAGCCCCUGGGCGUGGGAGCCAUUGCGCAAGUCUACAAGGCCAAGCUCAAACCCGAACUCGCCACGUCAAAGGGCGGCAUGAACGGCUCCGAGGGAUACGGUGGAUUGUCAGAAAACGUCCGUCGAAACGUCGAAACGGUGCUCAAAAGCUCACCCAAGCGCGUCCCCUCAUCGUACGUGGCCGUCAAAGUCCUCCACCCCCGAGUAGAGAGAAUAGUCCGCCGCGACCUGAAGAUUAUGCACUUCUUCGCAUCCAUCCUCAAUGCCAUCCCGACAAUCGAAUGGCUCUCCCUGCCCGGCGAAGUAGCUCAGUUUGGCGAAAUGAUGAAGCUCCAGCUCGACUUGCGCAUCGAAGCUGCCAACCUCGAGAGGUUCCGUCGCAACUUCAAAGACCGCACAACCGCCUCAUUCCCCUACCCCUACACCGACUUCACGACGCGCAACGUGCUCAUAGAAGAGUUCGCCCAGGGCAUCCCGCUCGCCGACUUCAUGGAAAACGGCGGCGGCGUUUUCCAGCACGACAUUGCCGACGAGGGCCUCGACGCCUUCCUCCGCAUGCUCCUCCUGGAUAACUUUGUCCACGCAGACCUCCACCCGGGCAACAUCAUGGUGCGCUUCUAUCAGGCCGCCCAGCCCGAGCUCCGCCUGCUCAAGAAGCCAGACCGCAACGCGCACGACCAAGAGGCGGACGUGACGGAAAAGGUCCUCGAGCGCCUCCGCCCCUUCAGACGCCGCAAGAACAAGGCCGCCUGGGAAGCCGAGCUGGCCAAGAUCGACGCGGAAGGGUACCGGCCGCAACUCAUCUUCAUCGACACGGGCCUCGUGACCGAACUCAACGCCACCAACCGCGCCAACUUCCUCGACCUCUUCCGAGCCGUCGCCGAAUUCGACGGCUACAAGGCCGGCCACCUCAUGUGCGAGCGCUGCCGCCAACCCGAGGCUGUCCUGGAAAAGGAGGUGUUUGCCCUCAAAAUGCAGCACCUCGUCCUCGGCGUCAAGUCCCGCACGCUGGCGCUGGGAAACGUCAAAAUCGGCGAUAUCCUCCAACAGGUUCUCUCCAUGGUGCGCAACCACCACGUCCGUCUAGAGGGCGACUUUGUCAAUGUCGUCAUCAGCAUCCUCCUGCUUGAAGGGAUAGGCCGCAGCUUGAACCCAGAUGUGGACUUGCUGAGCAGCUCCUUGCCGAUCCUGCGCCAGCUGGGUACCCAGAGCGGCGCGACAAUGGCCAAGAGCGGCGAUUUCAGCGUCAUUCUGGUCUGGGCUGGUCUUGAGGCGAGAAAGUUCCUGCAGGCGAGUAUAGAAGAUGUUGAACGAUGUGUUAAAUAUGAUUUGCUUUCACCCAAUGUAUAA